UUUUGGCACAUCUACAUCGAAGAGAGCCACCUUUCAAAACGCAUACAGUAUUUAGUUGGGAAAUUUGUUUUUAAACACACAAACACAAAUACUCCAUAUAUUUUGGAUUUGUAUACCCUUUUAUUAUUAAAUUAAAUGCAUAAAAUUGCUUCCUCCCUUCCCGGCCUCCCCUCCCGGCCCCAAACAAAGGAUGCACAAAAAUCCUUUUAUAUUUUGUCUUAGAGCGAGCUCAACAAAUGACCCCAAAAACCUAAGUAAGGAUCAGCAAAAACCCUAGUUUAUUUAAAUUUUUGCUGUUCACCCUCGCGGUACUCCUCUGCUGUAUUCGUCCCCAAUCUGAUAUAUUAUGGAGGAAAUUGAUCAGAAUCCUACUGAACUUGAACAACAUGAACAUGAAUAUCAGCCUAACAACGGAAUUGAAAAUGAACUUGAAUACCAGCCUGACACUGAACAGGAAUACCAGCCCGACAAUGGACAGGAAUACCAGCCUGAUGGAAAGCAUGAGUACCAGCCUGAGAACGAACAUGAAUACCAACCCGAGAAUGAGCCUGGAUACCAGCCUGAAAAUGAUCAAGAAUAUCAACCUGAAACCGAACAUGAGAAUGAACAAGAAUUUGUGCAUGAGUUUGCACAAGUACCGGAACAGGAGGACAAACAUGAGAUAGAAGAUGAAAUACCAGAGAACUUACGCCCCGAUGAAGAAAAGAACCUUACCAAUGAAACUGUUGAUGGAGGUGGUGACAGAUGGCCGGGCUGGCCUGGAGAGAGCGUUUUCAGGAUGUUGGUGCCUGCACAGAAGGUUGGUAGUAUAAUUGGUCGUAAAGGAGAGUACAUAAAGAAAACAUGUGAAGAGACAAAAGCUCGGAUCAAGAUUCUUGAUGGUCCUCCAGGAACGAGAGAAAGAGCUGUUAUGGUAUCUGCAAAGGAAGAGCCUAAUUCUCCUCUGCCUCCUGCUGUAGAUGGUCUUCUCAGGGUGCACAAACGUGUGGUGGAUGGGCUGGACAAUGAUUCCACUCAUCCACCAGCAGGUGCAGUAGGCAAGGUUUCAACAAGACUUCUUGUACCAGCUGCUCAAGCAGGAAGUUUAAUUGGGAAACAAGGCACAACUGUCAAAUCAAUUCAAGAAGACUCUAAUUGCGUUGUUAGGGUUCUUGGAGCAGAAGAACUACCAGUUUUCGCCCUCCAAGAUGACAGAAUAGUAGAGAUAGUUGGGGAGCCUGCAGGCGUUCAUAAGGCGAUUGAGUUGAUUGCAUCUCAUUUGAGGAAAUUUUUAGUAGAUCGUAGCAUAAUUCCGAUAAUUGAAAUGCAAAUGCAAAUGCCUAAUUCUCAUGUGGAACACAUGCCUCCAGCUCAGCCUUGGGGUCCGCCACCUCAGUCUUUUCCACCUAGUGCACCUUCAGGUCCUGGAUAUGGAGCUAGCCCCCGUUUCAUGCCUCCUCCUAGGCAGUUUGAUAAUUAUUACCCUCCUGUAGACAUGCCGCCUCCAGAAAAACAACCUCAUCAAGGUAUAUCUGCCUAUGGAAGAGAAGCCCCAAUGCAUUCCUCAUCCAGCCAGCCCGCUCCAUCAGUAAUCACUCAGGUUACACAGCAAAUGCAAAUUCCGCUAUCUUAUGCAGAUGCUGUAAUUGGUACACAAGGUGCGAGUAUAAGCUACAUACGUCGGGUUAGUGGUGCCACGGUAACCAUACAAGAAACUAGGGGGGCUCCUGGAGAAAUGACAGUUGAGAUUAGUGGAACUACUUCUCAAGUCCAAACUGCUCAGCAAUUGAUUCAGAAUUUCAUGGCUGAAGCUGCUGCAGGCCAAACGCAAGCUCAACAUGCUUCAUCAGCUGAUUAUAACUCUUAUGCAGCUCAUGCCUCAGUAUACACGUCUCAGCCUCCAAAUCCUAAUCUUUCUGGACAAAGUGGGGGCUAUGGCUCAGUUUAUGGCUCCAAUUACGGCUAUUGAGUUGAGUCACAUCUAAAUAUCUGUUAGUUUUGGAACUAGUAAGCCUAAUAAAUAUUUCUUGAGAGUUGGCAGUUAAUUACUUGUUUACAGAUUUCAAAGUUAAAAUUAGAGAGAUGAAACUUGUAGGCAGUAGGAUUCUGCUAAAGCAAUGGAGCAUGUUAGUUUUUGUUUUCCCUGUAAACUACUCUCUUGGAAGGAACUCAAGCAUCAUGUAUUUAAUUAUUGUAUUGCUGUUUGUAUUUCUGCAGUGUUGGAUAAAACAUGAGACGCUUUUAGUUA
Salvia miltiorrhiza (redroot sage) is the source of this 2227-nucleotide messenger RNA. RefSeq names its product flowering locus K homology domain. Gene Ontology annotation, cellular component: cytoplasm; nucleus. The record is from RefSeq and is a predicted model, not a curated record. Gene Ontology annotation, biological process: regulation of gene expression. The coding region runs from base 347 to 1948 and encodes 533 amino acids. Gene Ontology annotation, molecular function: mRNA binding. The transcript has 7 exons. Lineage: Eukaryota; Viridiplantae; Streptophyta; Magnoliopsida; Lamiales; Lamiaceae.